CUGUGCCCAUCCAGCACGAUCUCAGCCCCAAACAUGGGUGUCCCAGCAUGGGCACUAGCCCUGGUGACCUUCUCUUUAUUCCAUCAACACAUCAGCGGUGGACUCAUCAAGAGAAUAAUCCGGCAGAAGAGGGACGCUGGAAUCAAUGUGACAUUGCCAGAGGACAACAAGUCCGUGGUCUUCAACCAUGUCUACAACAUUAAGGUCCCUGUGGGUUCCCUUUGCUCAGUGGACUUGGACCCGACGAGUGGUGACGCAGAACUCCCCUCUCAGAUCGAGCCGAGCAGCAACUACCAGGAGCACACGCUGAACGAGGAGAACCAGAUUGUCUUCACGCACAGGAUCAACAUCCCACGGAGGGCUUGUGGCUGUGCAGCUGCUCCGGACAUCAAGGACCUUCUCAGCCGGCUUGAGGAACUCGAGGAGCUGGUUUCAUCUCUGAGGAAUCAGUGUGCCAGUGGAGCUGGGUGCUGCCCCAGUGCACAGCCCGUGGAAGGUCGCAUUGAUACCACCCCCUACUGCAGUGGCCAUGGAAACUACAGCAACGACAUCUGUGGCUGUGUUUGUGAGUCCGGCUGGAAAGGGCCCAACUGCUCGGAAGCGGAGUGUCCCUGGAACUGCAACAGAAGGGGCCGGUGUGUCCUGGGCAAGUGCAUCUGCGAGCAGGGCUAUACCGGGGACGACUGCGGGCAGCUGACGUGUCCAGGGGACUGCAACGACCAAGGCAAGUGUGUCGACGGGCAGUGCGUGUGCUUCGACGGCUUUGCGGGAGAGGACUGCAGCGAGGAGUUCUGCCUGGUGCCCUGCAGCGAGCACGGGAGGUGCGUGAACGGGCAGUGCGUGUGCGAGGAGGGCUUCGGCGGCGCAGACUGUGGCCAGCCCCUGUGCCUCAACAACUGCCACAACCGGGGACGCUGCGUGGAAGAGGAGUGCGUGUGCGACGAAGGCUACACCGGGGAAGACUGCGGCGAGCUGAUCUGCCCCAACGACUGUUUCGACCGCGGUCGCUGCGUCAACGGGACCUGCUAUUGCGAAAUCGGCUUCACCGGGGAGGACUGCGGCAAGGUGCGGUGCCCCGGCGACUGCCACGGCCGUGGGCGCUGUGUGGACGGCCAGUGCGUGUGCGAGGAGAGCUUCACGGGCGAGGACUGCAGCGAGCGGCGCUGCCCCGGAGACUGCAGCAACCGGGGCCGCUGCCUCCACGGGCAAUGCGAGUGCGACGAGGGGUUCAUGGGCCCGGACUGCGGAGAGCUGAAGUGCCCCGGCGACUGCCACGGCCGCGGGCGCUGCGUCAACGGGCAGUGCGUGUGUGACGAGGGCUUCGUGGGCGAGGACUGCGGCGAGCGGCGGUGCCCCGGCGACUGCCACAACCGGGGGCGCUGCGUGGAGGGCCGGUGCGUGUGCGAUGAGGCCUUCACGGGCCCCGACUGCAGCGAGCUGCGCUGCCCCCAUGACUGCAAUGGCCAGGGCCGUUGUGUCAACGGCCAGUGCGUGUGCGACGAGGGCUACACAGGGGAGGACUGUGCCGAGCGGACGUGCCCCGACGAUUGCCACAGCCGCGGGCUGUGCAUCAAUGGCUCCUGCGUGUGCAACGAGGGCUUUGUGGGCCUCGCGUGUGAGGAACUGGCCUGCAUGAACAACUGCCACAGCCGCGGGCGCUGCGUCAACGGGCAGUGCGUCUGCGACGAAGGCUUCGCCGGCGCGGACUGUGGCCAGCGGCGGUGCCCCAAGGACUGCAGCGGCCGAGGGCAGUGCAUCGACGGGGUGUGCGUGUGUGACGAGGGCUACCACGGGCCGGCCUGUGGCCAGCGGUCUUGCCCCAACAACUGCAACAACCUUGGCCGCUGUGUGGAUGGGCAGUGCAUCUGUGAGGAGGGCUACAUAGGAGACGACUGCUCUGACAUAUCUCCUCCAAAGGAUCUGACGGUUCUAGAUGUGACAGACAAGACCAUCAACUUGGAAUGGGAUAAUGAAAACGUCGUCACAGAAUACCUCAUCAGCUAUACCCCGACCGGCACUGGAGGCCUUGAGAUGCAGUUCCGUGUCCCUGGCAACCAAACCUCGGCCACCAUUCGCGAGUUGGAGCCUGGUGUCGAAUAUUUCAUCCAUGUCUUUGCCAUCCUGAAGAACAAGAAGAGUAUCCCCAUUAGUGCCCGGGUGGCCACUUAUUUGCCAGCCCCAGAUGGCUUGAAGUUCAAAUUGGUUAAGGAAACAACAGUAGAAGUGGAGUGGGACCCCUUGGACAUUCCAUUCAGUGGGUGGGAGAUUGUCUUUAACAGCAUGAAAGAAGAGGACAACGGCGGAAUAAGAAGCAGUUUGAAGAGACCACAGACAUCAUACAUACAACCUGGCCUGGCUCCAGGACAACAAUACAAUGUGUCUCUUUAUGUUGUGAAGAAUCAGAUCAGAGGACCUGGCCUCUCUAAGGUGGUGACCACAAAACUUGAUGCCCCCAGUCAGAUCGAGGCAAAGGACGUUACAGAUACUACUGCACUGCUCACGUGGUUCAAACCAUUGGCUCAGAUCGAUGGCCUUGAGUUGACCUAUGGGCCCAAAGAUGCUCCAGGGGACCGAACAUCCAUUGACCUCUCUGAGGAUGAAAGCCAGUACUCCAUUGGAAAUCUGAAGCCACACACAGAAUACGAGGUGACGCUGGUGUCCCGUCGUGGAGACAUGGAAAGUGACCCCAUGAAAGAAACCUUUUUCACGGAUCUGGAUUCUCCAAGGAAUCUGAAACGCCUCUCUCAGACAGAUAGCACGAUUGUUCUGGAGUGGAGGAACAGCCAGGCAACUCCUGAAAUUUACAGGAUCAAGUAUGCCCCGCUUUCUGGGGGAGAUCAUGCUGAGAUCACCGUGGCCAGGAGCAACCAAACCACAACCAAAGCUACACUCACAGGUUUAAGGCCUGGGACAGAAUAUGGCAUUGGUGUAACAGCUGUGAAGCAAGACAAGGAAAGCGCACCUGCCACCAUUAAUGCUGGAACUGAUCUGGACAGACCCAAGGACUUGGAGGUCACCGAUCCUACGGAAACCACACUCACCUUGCGGUGGAAACGACCCCUAGCCAAAAUUGACCGUUACCGCCUUACGUACACGACGCCGUCGGGGAAGAAAAAUGAAAUAGAGAUUCCUGCAGAUGGCACCUCACACAUCCUGAGGUCUCUAGAUGCUGGGGUGGAAUACACCAUCAACCUGGUGGCAGAGAAAGGCAGACAUAAGAGCAAACCUUCGUCAGUGACUGGCACCACCGAAGCAGAACCUGAGCUGGGGGACUUAUCAUUCUCAAAAGUUCACUGGGAUGGAUUCCAGCUCACCUGGACAGCAGCAGAAGGUGCCUAUGAGAGCUUUCUCAUACAGGUGCAGGAGCCCAACCAGGCAGAAGACGUGAGAAAUGUCACCGUUCCAGGCAGCUUCCGCUCUGUGAAUCUCACUGGCCUCCUGCCAAACACUCUUUAUACGGUCAUCCUUUACGGUGUAACUCAGGGCUACAAAACAAAACCUCUCUCAGUUGAAUCUACUACAGCGAUGAAGCCAGAAGUCGGUGAUCUAACUAUCGGGGGCAUUACUCCCGAAAGCUUCAACCUUUCCUGGACAACCACCAAUGGGAACUUCGAUCUCUUUAUCAUUGAAAUUAUUGAUUCUAACAGGUUGCUGGAACCUAUGGAAUAUAACAUCUCAGGCCAUUUACGGAAUGCUUAUAUCUCAGGGCUCUCCCCCAAAACUGAUUUCAUUAUCUACCUCUAUGGAGUCACACGUGGCUUCCGUACACCGGCAUUAACGGCCACUGCUACCACAGAAGCAGAACCUGAAGUGGACAACCUUCUGGUCUCGGACGCUACCCCAGAUGGUUUCCGUUUGUCUUGGACAGCAGAUGAUGGGGCCUUUGACAGUUUUGUUCUUAAAAUCAGGGAUACCAACAGGCUAUCGGACCCUCUGGAGUUAAUCAUUCCAGGCCAUGAGCGCACCCAAGAUAUCACAGGGCUGAAAGAAGGCACUGAAUAUUCCAUUGAUCUGUAUGGCGUUACCAGCGGACGGCGUUCGCAGCCUGUAAAUGCAUUGGGCACCACAGUGAUGGGAUCUCCCAAGGAAAUCACUUUCUCAGAUAUUACUGAAAACUCAGCUGUAGUCAGCUGGACAGCACCAAGGACUCGUGUGGACAACUUUCGGAUCUCCUAUAUUCCAGUUACUGGAGGUCCCCCUAAUUCUGUGGCUGUAGAUGGGGCCAAGAAUAGGAUCAAACUGGUGAAGCUGAUCCCUGGUGUAGAAUACGUUGUCAGCAUUGUCUCGGUCAAAGGAUUUGAGGAAAGCGACCCUGCAUCGGGAUCUCUGAUCACAGCUUUGGACAGUCCAUCAGGACUGAAGGCCGUGAAUAUCACGGAUUCCAAUGCUCUGGCUAUCUGGCAGCCCGCAAUAGCUGCCGUUGAUGAGUACAUAAUUUCCUACAUCACUGAGGGCGAGCCAGAAGUGACUCACAGUGUCUCCGGCAACACUGUGGAAUACGAUCUCAUUGGCCUCCGCCCAGCAUCUGAAUACACACUUCGGAUCUAUGCUGUGAAGGGACCACAGAAAAGCUCAAUCAUCUCCACCAAAUUCGUAACAGGCCUCGAUGCACCAAGAGACCUGACUGCCAUGGAUAUUCAGUCGGAAACAGCAGUGCUAAAGUGGAAGCCACCCCGUGCCUCUGUCACGGGUUACCUCUUGAUCUAUGAAUCCAUUGAUGGCAAGGUCAAGGAAGUUAUCCUGGGACCAGAGGCGACUUCCUACAGUUUGUCUGAACUGAGUGCAUCCACUCAGUACACAGUGAAGCUGCAGGCACUAAACCAGAGCUUAAAGAGCAAGAUCAUCCAAACUGUUUUCACCACAACUGGACUUCUGUACCCUCAUCCCAGAGACUGCUCCCAGGCUCUGCUGAAUGGAGAAACCGUGUCUGGUCUCUACACAAUUUAUCUUAACGGGGAUCAGUCUCAGCCAGUGCAAGUGUACUGCGACAUGAGUUCUGAUGGAGGUGGAUGGAUCGUGUUUCUAAGAAGGCAGGAUGGAGCAGAAGACUUCUACAGGAACUGGAGGACUUACGAGGCUGGUUUUGGAGACCCCAAGGGUGAAUUCUGGCUAGGUCUGGAUAAUCUUCACAAAAUCACUUCGCAGGGCCAAUAUGAGUUGCGUGUGGAUUUGCGGGAUCAUGAUGAGACUGCAUAUGCGCUGUACGAUAGGUUCACUGUAGGGGAUGCAAGGACUCGCUAUCGGCUGAAAGUAGACGGCUACAGUGGCACAGCAGGUGAUUCCAUGAUGUACCACAACGGACGGCCCUUUUCCACUUUUGACAAGGACCACGAUUCAGCCAUCACCAACUGCGCUUUAUCUUAUAAAGGGGCUUUCUGGUACAAGAACUGUCACCGAGUCAACCUGAUGGGCAGAUAUGGGGACAACAGCCACAGUCAGGGUGUCAACUGGUUCCACUGGAAAGGCCACGAAUACUCCAUCCAGUUCGCCGAGAUGAAACUAAGACCCUCCAACUUCAGGAAUCUAGAAGGGAGACAAAAGAGAGCAUAACUCAUCCCAUACACACGGAGAGAGCGACAGAGUGAGAGAGAAUGAGUUGGCAAAGGAUGUUGGGUUCUCUCCCCCAGCCCAAAAACCGGGGAAGGGAGAUCAGCAAUGGAGAUGGGAUUGUAACCAAAGCAUCAGUGUUGCUUGACCUAACCUUGGCUCCUUUGACCAUUUUUAUCGG
Messenger RNA from Varanus komodoensis (Komodo dragon), 5728 nucleotides. It is a transcript of the gene TNC, whose product is annotated as tenascin C. The transcript is spliced from 24 exons. Bases 34 to 5550 code for a protein of 1838 amino acids. Gene Ontology annotation, molecular function: protein binding. The record is from RefSeq and is a predicted model, not a curated record. NCBI's taxonomy places the organism in Eukaryota, Metazoa, Chordata, Lepidosauria, Squamata, Varanidae.